GUCUUAAAUUCAUCAAACCUCAAACCCCUUCCUCAUAAUCUUCACACACAUUCUCUCUCUCUCUCUUACUUCAAGUGAAACUGUGUUUGUCUUAUUUCCUUUUGUGUUUCUCAUUGAAACUUUCAUAUUUCACACCUCUCUCUCUCUCUCUCUCUGCUGAGAAAAUGUUUGCAGAAACUGGUCUUCUCUUCCCUUACCUACAGAAUUACUCACAAGAGUUUCAACAACUUGAAGAGUAUUGCAUGACUCACAAAUCCAAUGCUUCAAUGAGUGACCUUAUUCAAUCAUCUGCAAUGUCGGAAUUUGAUUUAUUUGUAGAGGGAGAUUUGUUCAAAGCACCCGAGACGAUUAUGGAAGAACCGGAGAUGGACCUUGAUCCAAUGCAAGCAGCCAUGUCAAUGAUAUCUUGUGGCGAAGAUAUGUCGUCGCAGGGUCUAAAAUCUUCGGAUAUUGAUAAUGUACUUCAAAAUGAACAGCUUUUAAGUGAGGUAUACUAUGAGUGCAAGAAAGAUCUCUUGGAAAAGGCAAAUAUAGAGUCACCUCUAUCUGAAAUUCUUGAAAUCAAGGUUCCUGCUCUGAACAUCGAAGAGAAUUCGGUUCAAGAAAACAAACCAAUUCCUGAUGUGCUAUUACCAAAGAGUGUCAGUUCGGGAAGUUUGAGCUCAAUGGAUUGGAUGCAUGGAGCUGCAAUGAAGCCUGCUUUCCUUGAUUUCCCUGGAAUUGAUUUCAACUCGGUUUAUGGCAUGCGGAGGGCUUUUAGCGAAGGAGAUAUAAAGACUCUUGGAAAUGGUAACAUGAGUGUUGGCCAAUCUACUCUUGAGAGGCCUUUUCUUCACAGCAACUGCACGAGUGAGCAACGUCAAGAAAAACUCUCUAGAUAUAGGAAUAAGAAGACAAGGAGAAACUUCGGGAGGAAAAUAAAGUAUGCUUGCAGGAAGGCACUGGCUGACAGUCAACCAAGAAUCCGUGGAAGAUUCGCGAAAACGGAGGAAUCUGAUGUCAAGAGGCAAUGACACUUUAAUUGAGCUAGUUGGAAAAAAACAAAACAAAACAAAAAAAUAGAAAUCAAGUUGAUGCAUCAGAUCAAGAAUCAUGGUUGGAAAAGCUAGGAAGUGGUAUGUGAUUGGAAAUUAUAAACCUGAUGAACUUCUGUAACUUGAGCAGGUAUCUUGGAAUAAGAUAAACCUCAAACUCUCCUAAGUAGUUUGCCUUAUAUAUAUGCUGUAGUAGUAUUCUCUUUGUAGAUGGAUAUGACCUUCUAGAUAUGUACAUAGGUUUGAUGAAUAAAAAAAGAUAAGGUUGUAUCUGUGAACUUCUUAUUUAGUUGUAUCAUGUUAAAUAAUGAUGUUAUGAGUUUAGAAUUAUUUCUAACAA
Molecule: messenger RNA, 1374 nt
Organism: Lathyrus oleraceus (garden pea)
Lineage: Eukaryota; Viridiplantae; Streptophyta; Magnoliopsida; Fabales; Fabaceae
Product: zinc finger protein CONSTANS-LIKE 12
Exons: 4
Coding region: 165-1013 (282 amino acids)
Biological process (GO): regulation of flower development
Cellular component (GO): nucleus
Molecular function (GO): DNA-binding transcription factor activity; protein binding
Source: RefSeq, a predicted model, not a curated record